This is a messenger RNA of Oncorhynchus keta (chum salmon), 5482 nucleotides long. RefSeq names its product ankyrin repeat domain-containing protein SOWAHC-like. NCBI's taxonomy places the organism in Eukaryota, Metazoa, Chordata, Actinopteri, Salmoniformes, Salmonidae. The transcript has a single exon. Bases 734 to 2467 code for a protein of 577 amino acids. The record is from RefSeq and is a predicted model, not a curated record. Gene Ontology annotation, molecular function: protein binding.
GGUUGGCGUUUCCUGCGAGGAAGCCCAGUGACCGGCAUGGUGAGAAGAUGGAGUGAGAUGGAUUUUGGCCAACAUUGUACUAAUUUUCUAAUCGAUGAAACAUUUGAUCUCUAUGCAGUUUUAUGUUUCCAAAAAUAUAAUCUAUAACAAACAGAGUGGACUGCGUUUUGCGGACUUUACCCUUUACCCCACUUCAUAGUAAGCGUUUCCUAACGAAAAUAUGCAAAUAAAUACUAGAACGUGCCAUUGAGAUCUCACUAGCUAGUGCAUGGCUCUUCCCAUCUCCUUGCUUGUUCUACCCACCAUGAUUAAUUUCCUCCCAUUGGAAACGACAGCCUCUGGUCUAUCUUGGGUUAGUUAUAAAAAAUCUUUGGUUUUACGUUCAUUCAUUACCCAAGGGUGACUAUCUCCUCCUUUCUCUAAUGUCUCUGUAGUGGAUCGCUGUGACCAUAGAAAUAAAACGGAUAGACAGGUCUGCUUGCAAAAGUGGGUCCUUCCUUACUCAACUCUGGGUGGGGUGACAGUUCUAUUAAUUUCUAUUCUGUAUCAAAGAAGCACAAGGUCUGAGGAUGAUGUGAUGAGACAACACCAACCAGGGCAGGUGAACAUCGUAUUUGUACGGGCUGAUUAAACUCUAGCUAAUGUAUAAACAUAAAAAUGAAUAUAUUUUUAUUUAUUUGAUAUGUAAGUGGUUUACCGUAGCCUUUUAAUUAAUUAUUUGUUUUAAUCAGUAAUGGCGACCGAGUGCACCCAAGAAGCGGUUGUUCAAUUUCUAACCGAGCGAGGAGGGAGAGUGAAAAACCAGAUAUUCAUUGACUAUUUCAAAGCUGUUUUCCCAGAAGACCCUGACCAGAAAGCAAUUGUUCGGGAGAAAUUCAAGGGAUACGUGGACAAUGUCGCAUUUGUAAAGUUGGAGAAUGGAGUGAAAUGUGUAUGUUUAAAAAAGAAGUAUCGAGUUUCAUUGAAGUGUACAGUGGAAAAAGGCAGCGAGUGCAAUGGUAACGGGACAGGCACCUUAUUGGAACAAGAGGACAGCGGUGCUGCUAUAUCAAAAUCAUAUAAGAACUUGAUAGAGGAUUGUGCACCACAACUGCAUCUGUCAGUAUCAUCUGCUGGGCGUGUGCACUCUUGGGAAAUCACUGCAAACGAAGAGGCACAAGACAUUUCACUUGGCUCAGGUUACGGAACUGACAAUGCCACGAGAGCGAGACCGCCUGACAUUUCUGGAAUUAUUUUGGAAGGUAAAAUUGUAGAAAGAGCUGCGUCAACAAGGUCUGUAGUUCAAAAUACUAGUUUAUCAGACAAUAUGGGAAAUGCGUUAGGCAUUGGUGGUAAUGCAGAGCAGGAAUUGACCAAGGGGGACAUUCAUUGCAACCGCACGACAUUGCAACCGCAUGACAUACCGCAAAUUGCAGUGAUUGAGGCGUCACCUUUACCUACAUCCGCGGAUGGCUCUAUGUUCCCCUUACCCAUACGUCCAUUUCCAGCUAAUGCACAGGACAGCCUGCUGUCCCGUCACCCUUCAACAGAGGACGGGGCAGACGAAAGCCAGUAUUAUGAUUUUCAACAGAGCAUAUCUGGGAGUGACAGCUACACACCUAAGAGUAGCCGUAAUAACUUUAUUGAGCUCAUGAUGAACAGCUCCCUCCAGGUGCGACGCAGCAUGGUGUUGAGGAACUCGGACUCCGCCUCUGUGGUUUCCUCUACUACAGACGAAGACGGUGCUUCAGUCACUCUGGACCCGUUGGAACACGAAUGGAUGAUGUGUGCAUCCGACGGCCAAUGGGAGAGUCUCCACCGCCUCCUUUCCUCUGAACCGAACCUUGUCAUGAAGAAGGAUUUUGUGACUGGGUUCACCUGCCUGCACUGGGCCGCAAAGCAGGGCAAACAAGAGCUGCUGGCGCUUCUCGUGAACUUUGCCAAACAACACACAGUGCCCAUCAACAUCAACGCCCAAUCAAGUGCCGGCUACACGCCCCUACACCUAGCAGCAAUGCACAACCAAGUUGAGGUGGUGAAGUUACUGGUAGGAGCCUAUGACGCAGACGUAGAGGCCAGAGAUUACAAUGGGAAAAGGGCGUGUCAGUAUCUUACAAACAGUGUGGCCGUUGAUAUCCGUGACAUCAUCGGGGCGGGUGUUGGCGGCGACUCGGACUCAGAGAACACAGACUAUGGGGAUGGGGGACGUUGGAGGUUGUCUAAAGUUCUCCAGUCUAAUCUGACGCCCCUCAAACUGCACAAUCACAGCGAGGAGGACACAGGUGAUGGAGUAGACCAGGCCAGACAGAAACCCUUGCUGAGGAAAUCGUCCUUUAGCAAGAUGAGGCCCAAACUCCAGAAGAUCCGCUUCAGAUCUUCACAGAUAGUUCACAGCACUUCGUUCCCAGCACAAUGUGAGACAGAGGAGCUUAACGGGUCCAGGAAAAGCUCAUUUAAAUCCAGACCCAUGUCAAAUCUGUUUGGCUGAGGAAUAGCCCCUAAAUUUACUCGACAAAGAGCAAAUAAACUACUACAGUGCAGAAUGACUGAUGUUACAAGUGUUUGUUUUUUUGUGGCAUAGGCCAAGUCUGGUGUUACACAUACUUAAGGGUUUUCCUCUAGGCAUUAUAUGAAUAUACUGAACUAACAGAAUAUGGUAUUACAUGAUCUAUUGAGUAACUGGCCAGAUUGUCACCCCUGGUUAGGCUAAAAAUAUCUGUGAUAACUCUCUUAUCAUUCCGAAGUAGCCAAGUAGGUCUUAUUGUUCGUCUGCUUGAACCCUUAACGUACAUGUAAAGCUGUCUGUAACCCACUGGGCAAAGAUGUCAUUUUAACGUCUUGUUUUGAUUUCCAUUUGGUUGAGUUGAACUCAUUUGAAUUCAGUGUGAAAUCAACAAAAAAUGACACAAUGUCAUUGGAUUUAGGUUAAAAGUUGGGUGAUUUUAAAAAGAUACGAUUAACUUACAUUGAUUACUUUUUUUCAAAGCCAAUCAGUUUUCCACGUUGGUUUGAUGCCUUCAUAUUGACUUUUUUGGGGGGUUGAAAUGACUUGGGAACCAGGUUGACUCGAUUUGUUUUUGCCUAGUGGGAAGUGUUUAAACGUCAAGUUAUUUCACCACAUGGUAGAAACAAUGUCAUUGAUUUCACAACGCUUGGGAACAAUUCUAUCUUAUUACUGUCAGACUGUUAUUUGUUUAUUCUCCCUUUUAUAUUUAUGUUGCUUAAAGCACUUUGAUUUUAAACUGUUAUUGAUCCAGCUUUCCUGCGGUUGAUGCCAUUCAGUCCACCUGAAAGACUUUGAGAUGGGAAUUUAGUUCCUCUUUGUGUUCAAGUGGACGAUUGGAGGCCAACGAAAAGGCCUCUGGUCCUUUACGUCUGUAAUCAGGGUCAGUAGAGGAGAUUUGUGUCACAAGGUACGCGGUUGUAGAGUGCAUGGUAGGCCGACUGUUUAUAGUGAUGAAAGAUCAGGUUUCAUAACUAUUCACGUUUAAAAAGGUACAUUUUUUUUGACCUGAUAGCUCCUUAUUUUGAGUUGUCUAAGGUUACAGUCGGCUGGUAUCAAGUUGUAGGUUACCCUCUGUUCUGUUUUAUAUCAACAAGCUCAGGCUUGCUGACCCAGGAGAGCCUAGCUCAGCUGAGAGUGAGCAAGAGAGACUAGUGUACAUUUAGUGCCUUCAGAAAGUGUUCAUACUCCUUGACUUAUUCCACAUUUUGUUGCGUUACAGACUGAAUUCAGAAUUGAUUAAAUAUAUAUGUGUUUCUCACCAAUCUACACACAAUACGCCAUAAUGACAAUGUGAAAACAUGUUUUUAGAAAUGUUUGCAAAUGUAAUAAAAAAAAAAAAAUGCAUAAAUAUCUCAAUGACAAAAGUAUUCACACACCUGAGUCAAUACUUUGUAGAAGCACCUUUGGCUGCUAUUACAGCUGUGAGUCUUUCUGGGUAAAUCUCUUAAGAGCUUUCCACACUUGGAUUGUACAGCAUUUGCCCAUUUUUAAAAAAAUGAUUCAAGCUCUGUUCAAAUUGGUUGUUGAUCCUUGCUAGACAACCAUUUUCAGGUCUUGUCAUAGUUUUUCAAGUAGAUUUAAGUCCAAACUGUAACUCGGCCACUCCGGAAAAUUCACUGUUAUCUUGGUAAGCAACUCCAGUGUAGAUUUGGCCUUGUGUUUGAGAUUAUUGUCCUGCUGAACUGUGAAUUCAUCUCCCAGUGUCUGGUGGAAAACAGACUGAACCAGGCUUUCCUCUAGGAUUUUGCCUUUAUCCUGAAAAAAUCCCAGUCCUUAAUGAUUACAAGCAUACCCAUAACAUGAUGCAGCCACCACUAUGUCUGAAAAUAUGGAGAGUGGUACUCUGUAAUAUGUUAUGUUCGAGGCAAAUCCAAUAACACUUUGUAUUCAGGACAAAAGGUUAAUUGCUUUGCAAUUUUUUUUGCAGUAUUACUUUAGUGCCUUGUUACAAACAGGAUGCAUGUUUUGUAAUAUUUUUAUUUGGUACAGGUUUCCUUUUCACUCUGUCAAUUAGGAUAGUAUUGUGGAGUAACUACAAUGUUGUUGAUCAAUGCUAAGUUUUCUCCUAUCACAGCCAUUAAACUCUUUCACUGUUUAAAAGUCACCAUUGGCCUCAUGGUGAAAUCCCUGAGCGGUUUCUUUCCUCUCCGGCAACUGAGUUAAGAAGGACGCCUUUAUCUUUGUAGCGACUGGGUGUAUUGAUACACCAUCUAAAGUGUAAUUAAUAACUUCACCAUGCUCAAAGGGAUAUUCAACAUCUGCUUUUUUAUUUUUACCCAUCUACCAAUAGGUGCCCUCAUAGCCGUGGGGAGUAAGGGUGCUGAGGGUGCUGCAGCACCCCCUGAAAAAACACUUAUUUUUACUCUGCACUUUUGUUAUUUGUUAAUAUAACUGGAGUUUAUUUAAGAUUUUUUUUUUUAGCAAAUCAUUGUCUCACAUGUACUAGUCUAAUUGUUUGUCUAGAUUAGAUUUAAGGCCUACUACAUAUGGCAUUAACUGUUUUGGGGGAAUUUAAUGGUUUCUCAGUCAAUGGUUUUUAUUGCUGAAUAGCCUACAGUAAUGCUACGUAGUUUACUGAUUUUGCUACUUGAUUUUAUUGUACAGUUUUGUAUUCUUGCAAAAUUAGCUCUUACCUUUUUAUUAUGCAAUUAUUAUUUUUUGUUCUUUUAUCAACCACCUGCUGCUAAUUAUGAUAUUCAAAGGGCUGGAACGGUAUUUCUCUUGUCUGUCUGUACAAUAAAUUAUAUUAUAGUCCUCUAUUUGAUGAUCAAACAAAAGAAUGUUAACAUAAAAAAAUCUGACAUCUCACUGUCUACAAUCAUUUAAGAUCCCAUGUUCAAUACUCUGUCUUCAAUAAUGUUUUCAAAGCUAAGUCUGUAUUCUUAUCAUUUGGAAACGUAUUCCUACAUCUUUGUGUUGCUUAACAGAAAUAUCAAACUACUGUUAGCUCUGCCUUUACCCAACCUGAUAAAUAAACUGUCAUACUGUCACUAUUGA